This is a messenger RNA of Microtus ochrogaster (prairie vole), 1257 nucleotides long. RefSeq names its product N-terminal Xaa-Pro-Lys N-methyltransferase 1 (gene Ntmt1). Gene Ontology annotation, molecular function: N-terminal protein N-methyltransferase activity. NCBI's taxonomy places the organism in Eukaryota, Metazoa, Chordata, Mammalia, Rodentia, Cricetidae. The record is from RefSeq and is a predicted model, not a curated record. Gene Ontology annotation, cellular component: cytoplasm.
GAAGUGACGUGUGCGGACAAAGGCAGAGGCCGCGAGGUGUCUGGUCCGGUAGAGUGGUGGCAGCUGCUGUGGGCUCCGGUCCUUGCCGGCCUUCGUCUCUCCUCGCCCUUGUCUCUCGGGUCCCGAGAGCUCCCAUCUGGAGCGGCAGAGCUGUGGUUGGUGACAGCGUGGCCGGUGACAUCAUGACAAGUGAGGUGAUUGAAGAUGAGAAACAGUUUUAUUCGAAGGCCAAGACCUACUGGAAACAGAUCCCACCCACGGUGGACGGCAUGCUUGGGGGGUAUGGCCACAUCUCCAACAUCGACCUCAACAGCUCUCGGAAGUUUCUGCAGAGGUUUCUAAGGGAAGGACCGAACAAAACGGGGACUUCCUGUGCCCUGGACUGUGGCGCUGGCAUUGGAAGGAUCACCAAGCGCCUGCUCCUGCCGCUCUUCAGGGUGGUGGACAUGGUGGACGUGACUGAGGACUUUCUGGCCAAAGCCAAGACCUACCUGGGGGAAGAGGGCAAGAGGGUGAGGAACUACUUCUGCUGUGGGCUGCAGGACUUCAGCCCAGAGCCCAGCUCCUAUGAUGUGAUCUGGAUCCAGUGGGUGAUAGGUCACCUGACGGAUGAGCACCUGGCUGAGUUUCUGCGCCGCUGUAAGCAGGGCCUGCGUCCCAAUGGCAUCAUUGUCAUCAAGGACAACAUGGCCCAGGAGGGUGUGAUCCUGGAUGAUGUGGACAGCAGUGUAUGCCGCGACCUCGAGGUGGUACACCGGAUCAUCCGCAGUGCCGGCCUCAGCCUCCUGGCAGAGGAGCGCCAGGAGAACCUGCCAGAUGAGAUCUACCAUGUCUACAGCUUUGCCCUGAGAUGAGGCCAGGGCCAGGGCCAGCGCUAGGGGCACGCAGCUGGCAGGCCACUAGACACACUUGCCAUCCAUCUUUGACUCCAGUGGGAGGGACAAGCCCUGGACUGUGCUGUGUAUUGGGGCAGUACUGUCCUGUUACUCCAAGGCACCCUGGCAGCUCCCACAAGGAUAUGGAAAGCUAAGCUGCCACCAUAGGACUGGCUGCCAGAGUCCUGAAGUGUGCAUGGCUGUUCCAGGACAGCCAGGAGAGCUGCACAUGGUACCUGAGGUGGUACCACUUACAGAAGCGGUCAGACCCACAUCCUCUGGUGAUGGCUUGCAGCAGCCUGCAGUAGGGGGGCUUCCUCUUCUUGAGCCCCUCCCUGAUGGGCACUUUGCAGUCAAUAAAAGGGUAUGCCCUGUUCUUGGA